Molecule: messenger RNA, 318 nt
Organism: Paramecium sonneborni
Lineage: Eukaryota; Ciliophora; Oligohymenophorea; Peniculida; Parameciidae
Source: the annotation of a GenBank genome assembly
AUGAAUAAGUUUUCAACUGUCAGAUAAUAACUCUAACCUCUUUUUCCUAUAGAUUAAAACACAACCCUUAAAUUCAAACCAAGAUCAUCAUCUUAUUGUGAAAGAAUCAAAUAACUCUAACUCAAAACUACAUAAUACAUGCCCAAAUAAAGAAAAAGCAUCAUCUAUUGUAUGGGGGAAACCAGCAGAUUAAAUUCAUUUUAAAUUAAGCCUAAACCUAAAUAUGUUAGUAAAACCAACACUCGUCAUCAAACAUUACAAAAUGAAAAUUCCAUUAAUUAUGAUAUAUCACCAUGGGAUAAUUAUUCACCAACUUGA